AUGGCUUUUCGACAACAUCAUCGACCACAACCUUCACGCCAGCUAUCUAUACCUACACCUGAAACCCCUGCCGAAGUCGGCGCCGCCUCUUCUCCCCAGAGGAAGCGUACCUUGGAAGAAUCACAAGAAUGGGUUCUUUUCUCCCCUGGAUCGGUGACUGCACGCACGCAUACCACGUCCACGGAAAGGACCCCUCGCACAGCUGGCCUGUCGCGGUUCAGUGACUUUGGCUCCCUUGACACUGCUGCACGAUCCGAACAAGAUGAGGACGAUAUAACUUGUCAGGGAACCGAAGAAGGGGAAGACUUGGACAGUCUGGAUGAUGGGCUACAUGCGUUCCACGAACCCUCGGAACAUGGAGAGCCCUCCAGCGGACUACAACAGAGUGGUGACACCGUCCUUCCUACACAUGACGGGCUCGGAACCUUUCAGCCGGAUGCGAAUAUGCAAGACCAUUUAUGGCAAUUCGAAAGGCCGUCGCCACGGAGAAGGCACAUGCGUCGACGAUCAAGUGUCCAGCGACGUCUCGAUGCACUAGAAGAAGCAGACGAGCUGCACCAGGAACAAGAUCGACGACAGCGGAUCGAGAAAUGGCGGUUGGAGCAAAGUAAAGCACUUCUAGAAGAAAUUGAGAGAGAAACAAGACGACGACGGAGGAUGAGUACCGACGAAUCUGCAUCUCGCGUCGCCCCAUCAGUCUCCGACGGCCAGAGCAUAUCUUCCGAUGAGACUACCGAGAACCUGUCAUUCUGGCAACGACUGACUAGGAGAGUAAUCCGCGACCUGAUCGGCCUUGAUGAAGACACUUUGUCCGUCAUCUUUGGAGAGACAUUGCCUGAAGAAACAGCAACCACCCCCUUACAGGAAUCCAGCAUGCGGCCUGUGUCGUCUGUAUCCCUCCACGCUGACGAACAAGAACUCGCUGGUGAGCCAUGGGAGCAAAGACUUCUAGAGCGAGUGGCUCGUGAGCUCGGUAUAUUAGUAUCUCAACUCUCGGAACACCCAGGAGCAUUUUCUACCUACCGUCUUGCUCAACAAGCCCCUGAGUACGCAGGACUCACCCCUACAGCAUUUACAUCAUCGAUCAGCACCGACAUUCCCACCACACACGACACCCAGACAUCUACAAACUCAGCUGCCGUACCUCAUUUUGCCCCCACCUUCCCCCAGCAAUCUGCAAACACGUAUAGCGAAGCCUCCCUCUGGGGAAUUGACGAAGAACCAGAGGUUGAUCCAUUAGAUUCCUUACGUGCCCCGCCUGCUGCGACGGCGAAUGCAACGGAAGAUCUGGCGCGCGAACGGGAGUACUGGGAGCGCGAGCUUGAUGUGAAAAUGGUUUUCAAUUUCCUCGUCAAGCGGUUCUCUCGCCGCUCAAGCAUGUCUUCACGGCCGAUCACAGGUCCCUCGCCGAGCCAUACUUCGAUAAUGGCAGGAGCGGAUAGUGAGGCCAUUUCCGCGCGGCGGGCCGCCAUCAUUCGGCAACACCACCCUUUAGUAAACCGGACAGCUGAUCGCUUACCGACUUCUUCAACAACGCGCGAGAUUCGGCGGAAAGACACACUCUACCGUCAGCACCUGACCCAACAAGCGUCGGUUCGCAGCCAAGCCAUCAGAAGCAGCUCGUCUUGUGCAAGCCACAGCACGAAGAAAAGCAAACGAAGUGCUGGCAGUGGACGGAACUACUGGGAUAUGAGCGGCAGCGUCGGUAGCGGAAGCGUCAUCGCCGGCGAGGUAUAA
Messenger RNA from Aaosphaeria arxii CBS 175.79, 1737 nucleotides. RefSeq lists its product as uncharacterized. NCBI's taxonomy places the organism in Eukaryota, Fungi, Ascomycota, Dothideomycetes, Pleosporales. Bases 1 to 1737 code for a protein of 578 amino acids. The transcript is spliced from 2 exons. The record is from RefSeq and is a predicted model, not a curated record.